Molecule: messenger RNA, 1546 nt
Organism: Physcomitrium patens
Lineage: Eukaryota; Viridiplantae; Streptophyta; Bryopsida; Funariales; Funariaceae
Product: sec-independent protein translocase protein TATC, chloroplastic
Biological process (GO): protein transport by the Tat complex; intracellular protein transmembrane transport
Cellular component (GO): membrane; TAT protein transport complex
Molecular function (GO): proton motive force dependent protein transmembrane transporter activity
Source: RefSeq, a predicted model, not a curated record
GCUGAAUUGCCUACCCGGCCCGUUGAAAUGCCGGGUGUUGUCGCCACGCCCCUUAUCCGAGACGGAGGUGCGGAGAGCGUCUGCAGCCAGUAUUGCAGAAUCGAGGGAUUGUGCUCGCGAAGUUGCGAAUCGGGGAUUGCUUGGAAUCACAGGGCAUGGUAACGAUGGCAGCCUUGGCAGCCUUGGCGACAACAUCGCUGGGUUCGAAGCUAUCGCUAGGUUCGGCCAUGAAUGGCAACACCAAGCGGGCGCAGUCGAAUGCUGCUGUACCCGUGGUGUCGAGCAUGGUCGCGGGCCUGCUACGAGUUCAUGCUGCGAAGGGGAUUCAAGGGGGAUUGAAUUUCGCGAGGAGUGACAAUAACCGCGUCCAAAUUUUUGCGCGCCCUGAGUACCUCAAGCGGAUCGAGACGAGAACUGCCGUGCAAUCCGAAGAACGGCAAGCAGAAGAACUAGCGGAGGAUAAGGAAGAGGCAGUAUUUGAAGAGAAUAGUUUAUCAAAAUGGCUUUACCCACCAGAGGAGGAGCUCCCCGAUGAUAAAGAGAUGACCAUCUUUGACCAUUUAGAAGAGCUCAGGGAGAGACUUCUGGUUUCUGUUCUAGCGGUUGGGGCAGCUAUUCUUGGUUGUUUCGUUUUUGCCAAGGAUCUCAUUGUACUUCUCGAAAAGCCUGUUUCUCCCCUUGGUGUUCGAUUUUUGGCUCUCUCACCUGGCGAAUAUUUUUUCACCACUCUUAAGGUGUCAGGUUAUACUGGACUUCUCCUCGGCAGCCCCGUAAUAUUAUAUGAAAUUAUAGCGUUUGUUGUUCCUGGUUUAACUCGUAGCGAAAGGAAACUGCUGGGGCCCGUUGUGUUCGGAUCCUCGUUCUUAUUCUAUGCAGGCCUGGCGUUCUCUUACUCAGUUCUUACUCCUGCAGCUCUCAACUUCUUCGUCAACUACGCAGAAGGGGUAGUUGAAUCGCUUUGGUCUAUCGACCAGUACUUCGAGUUCGUGUUGGUGCUCAUGUUUAGUACUGGGUUAUCCUUCCAGGUGCCUGUAAUUCAAUUACUAUUGGGGCAGACAGGGCUGAUAACGGGGGACCAAAUGCUGUCGGUGUGGAGAUAUGUUGUUGUUGGAGCUGUCGUUGCUGCGGCUAUCUUGACUCCUUCCACUGACCCCUUGACGCAAUGUCUACUGGCUGGACCAUUAAUUGGCCUCUACAUGAGUGGCGCUCUUGCUGUGAAAUUUCUGAUUAACAGUAAUGAGACCCCGAAACUAGAAGACUAGGAAUCUGUAGUUAUAUUCACCCUUGUUCACCACACGGAGAACUUUUCUACCCAUACUGAGAGUUUAAAUUAAUCAGCCAAUGGCUCAUGAAACUACUGUUGCUGAAGUUGUUCAUGGAGAAUGUUAGAUGUGCUCUUUGACUUGAACAGUAAACCAUCGUAUGAUGUAGUUGUAGCGCGGAGAAGACGAGGAAGUUCUGGUGUAUAAGGAGCACAAGCUCAGUGUCUUCGCAGAUUUUCAACAUACUCUGAGGCGUUCAACUGAAAUGCAUUUUCUGGUCUAAA